CACAGGACGAUGGUCAAAUGAAGACUGUACUCUCAGUUUACCUUUCAUCUGUUAUGCAUCAGUGAGUAGACCUUCAACUUGUGUGGAGACUGGUUGUCCUUCAGGCAUGGACUGCCUCAGCAGUAACACAGCUGCUCAAUGUAUCGACCCCUGUAACAACUACAGCWUACUGAAUGAAACCUGGCGUUCAGUAAMUAACACAGACCAUACCAACAUACACUGUGACCGUAAUGUGAACUGGGRAGGCUGGUAUCGCUUAUAUCUGGGACAAUUCAAUGCUCAAAUUCCAGAGCAGUGUGUUGCAGAACUAAGUUGUGGAACUCAUGCUCCUCUGUGGAUAACAGAACCUCAUCCAACACAAACAAAUGUAAUAGUAAAUCGCWAUGUGUGUGGUKCCUGGAGUGGAUCCUGCUGCRCUUUUGUUUCAACCACAAUCCAAGUUAAACUCUGCUAUGGAUACUACUACGUCUACAAACUUGCAGCGCCAUCCACAUGUUCUCUUGCAUAUUGUGCAGCUCCUCAAGAUCUAGAACACUUAAGGGCAUCAUCCCAAAAUGAGACCAGCAUCACGUUGCAAUGGAAUAAAAUGAACAGCAGUGUCAGCUUUAUUCUCCAGUUUAAUAACUCAGAGAUAAACAUCAGUUCACCAGAUGGAGACGGAGCAGUAACGUACACAGUCUCAUCUCUCACUGCUGGAACUAAAUAUACCUUCACUCUCUUCUCUGUGUUUGAGAACGUCAGAAGCAGUGGGGUCCAACUUACAGCUGUCACUGUUCCUCUGAAUGCAAAUAGUUUCAACACUUUAGCCCAAACUGAGAGCAGCAUCACCCUGCAGUGGAAUAAAGUGAACGACAACAUUGACUUUGUUCUCCAGUUUAACAACUCAGAGACAACCAUCAUUUCACCAGAUGGAGACAGAGCAGUAACGUACACAGUUUCAUCUCUCACUGCUGGAACUAAAUAUACCUUCACUCUCUUUUCUGUGUUUGAGAGCAUCAGAAGCAGUGGAGUCCAACUUACAGCUGUCACUGCUCCUCUGAAUGCAAAUGGUUUCAAAGCUACUACUCAAAAUGAGACCAGCAUCACUCUGCGGUGGAAUAAAGUGAACAGCAGUGUCAGCUUUAUUCUCCAGUUUAAUAACUCAGAGACAAACAUCAGUUCAUCAGAUGGAGUCGGAGCAGUAACGUACACCGUCUCAUCUCUCACUGCUGGAACUAAAUAUACCUUCACUGUCUUCUCUGUGUUUGAGAACGUCAGAAGUAGUGGAGUCAGCAUCACUGCAGCUACAGGACCAAACUAUGUUUUAGUUAUGAACCUACGAUGGAAGUCUUUGAGCAAACUGUCAGAAACCGAGAUAGAAGAUGCUAUCGCAGAGCUCCUCCGACUGUACGGCCUGCCGCCAGAGCUUUCUGUGAAUGUUCGCUCUGUUAAAACCUGAGAUCAAUGGAAGGAAGUGAAGGAUGACAUUGAAAAGAAUGUCUGAGAGAAUUUUUUAAUAUGAAAUUUUAUUUUUUUGAAAUACAGAUUGUCAAAAUUAGCUUUGUAAACCUGCUAUGAUCUUGUUUAAGACAUUGAUUUCUCUGUGUUUUUCUUGUAAGUAAAGUAUGUAGAGUUUAAAAAUGGGUAAAUAAAUUGUUAUAGGGCA
Austrofundulus limnaeus is the source of this 1645-nucleotide messenger RNA. RefSeq names its product fibronectin. The transcript has 9 exons. Bases 107 to 1438 code for a protein of 443 amino acids. Lineage: Eukaryota; Metazoa; Chordata; Actinopteri; Cyprinodontiformes; Rivulidae. Gene Ontology annotation, molecular function: protein binding. The record is from RefSeq and is a predicted model, not a curated record.